Molecule: messenger RNA, 11174 nt
Organism: Motacilla alba alba
Lineage: Eukaryota; Metazoa; Chordata; Aves; Passeriformes; Motacillidae
Gene: SPEG
Product: striated muscle enriched protein kinase
Exons: 16
Coding region: 7206-11159 (1317 amino acids)
Biological process (GO): muscle cell differentiation
Molecular function (GO): protein kinase activity
Source: RefSeq, a predicted model, not a curated record
CGGGAGUGCGGGCACAGACCCUGGCACAGGUUUGCUGAGCGUGGCGGCAGCGCUUUGCAGGCUCUCGCUGCAGUGCAUGGCCCGGGGCCAGACAGGGCCGCUGAGCUUUGCCGUGCCCACCCCUGCCGCCGGCUGGGGUGCCCGGUGCCGGCAGCACGGGGGUGAGCCUGGAGCGAGCAUGUGGCUGCAGUACCCGCUGCCAGGCCAGGCUGGUGCCAGGACCGGGCACAGAGGUGUUGGGAGCAUGUGAUGCCAAGCCUGCUCGGGGCAGGAGGAGAGAGAGAGAGAAGACAGAGAGAAGAGAGAGAUGGGGAUUGGGCACACGGUACUGGCUGCACCACCCACCACAGCCACCAACACGGUCCUCAGCACCCCCCACCAGCUGCCCACGGGCAGAACUCCCGUAGGCUCACCAUAAUAGCUUUACCAGGCAUUGGAAAUGCACUGGGCGAACUGGAACGCCGAUGGGGCUGGGAGGAGGUGCCUAAUGUGAGAGGUGGGGCUGACAAGUAGGUGGAGCCUGUGCCUUGCGAUGGGCUAGACCUGGUAGUUAAUUAGCCAAGGCAAAUUAACAAGCAUUUGUUCAUCCCCGUGGCAGCCCCUCUGCUCAUCACCAUCACCCCUGGGUGUAGGAGUCAGAGAGGGAGUGCAUGGGGACUGCUGCCCUUGCAUGGGUGGGCUCAUCCUGCAGGUUUGGGGCUCAGCCCCCUCUGCCUCAUCAUCGUGGAAUCAUGCUAUCGUAGAGUUUUUUAUGUUGGAAAAGACGUCUGAGAUCAUCAAUCCAACCCUUAACCCAGCACUGCCAAGCCUACUGUUAAACCAUGUCCCUAAGUGCCACAUUCAUGUGUUUUCUGAGUACCUCCAGCAGUGGUGACUCCACAGCUUCCCUGGUUGUUCUGUUCCAGUACCUGACAACCCUUUUGGUGAACAAAUUCUUCCUCAUGGAGGAUGGAUGCCCCCUCCCUAGGAUAUUGAGGGCCUGGGUGUUGGGGAGCGUGGCGGUGGCUGGUGCUGCUCUGAGAUGUGAGAGGUGCUGUCUGCAUGGGGACAGGGAGGAUGGGGAGUGAGGGAAGCAGCACUGAGCCCUGAGGCUGCAGGGAAGGAGCUGCACCUGGGACUCUGCAGCACAGGAGGCACAGCAGAGAGGCUGCUCCUUGAGCAGGGGGCUGGACGACUGUGGCGGGUCAGGAGGAGCCCUCACAAUGCUGAAGGGGAGAGGGAGCCAGGAGUCUGGAGAAGUGGUGUUUGGAGGAUGGAGGAAGGUUUAUGUGCAGGUCAGGAGCCUGGUGGGGCAGCAGGAGGAGCAGAGGAGUGUGCAGCAGGGGUUCUGCCCUGUAGUGAGUCUGUGUGGAGUCACUGUGCGUCACACAGUGGUCCUUUGGGGACCGUGCACCUUUGCUGCAGGUGGGUGUGGGGUGAAGUGUGUGCAGAAUGGGAGGCAUGCACUGACCCGGGGAGGGGUGGCCUGUCCUGGGCGGACAGCAGCUGGGUCACCCUGUUUCCAUGCUCUGGUGUGCAGCUGCACCUCUCUGUGGCCACACCAGUCUGGGCCCCACUGCUGCUGCCCAGCAGCAGAGCACAGCCUGAUUUCCCCAGGUGCCCGUUCCCGUUGUGCUGACGCACUCUUCCCUGCUCCCAAUUCCCAGCCGCCAGCCCUCACCACCGCCUUUCUGGGGCAGCUGAGGAAGGGACGCAGCAGCCAGGAUUGCCUAACCUGCAGUGUGAAUGUCACCCUGCCUUGGGCACUCCUCCCAGCAGGCUCUUGGCCAUGGAUGCACCACCAUUGAGCAAACGGCCUCCCAAAAAGGCAUCCCUGGGCCAGAGACACCUCGGGAGCUGUGCAGGCUCUGGGGCACUGGGUUGAGCAAGGAGCAGGACAGCUCCUGGUGUGGCUUUGUCACUGUGGUGGCACAGAACUGUCUUUGUGGUGUGCUGUGGCUGCGCCAAGAGAGUGCCACAUCCUGCCCGGUGCUGGACAGGUUUCCAGGGAUCACGGAAAUUCCACUCGUAGCUCUGCCAUCCUUGCACUGGGAAGGGACACCCCAUCCUUGUUCCCUGGGGCACUCUGAGCUAGGUCAUCAGCCACUUCUAGGGCCAGAGGGAUGUGUGCAGGGUCCCCAGGCAGGAUAAAAUCUUCCUCUGGACUUGGCAUCCCAGGCCCGUGUCCGGAGGUAUUGGAAUGCCCUUGCUCCACUGGCAAGAUCAGCUCUUUCUCUGGGCUUGGGGUCCUGCUUCUGUGUGUCUGGAGGUGUUGCGGUGUCCUUGCUCCAUCUGCCUCUCUCCGGUGGUGGUCUCUGGUGGGCACAGAGCCCCUUUUCUCCCUGGUGCACUGCCAGGCUGAAGAUCUCUGUGGGGCCAGCACUGGCUCUCCCCAAGAUGCCUCAGGUCCCUGCUGGUGGCCGGGGGGGCUCCACGCUGCCCAUCUCUGUACUCAAGCUGGGGAGCUCCUCCUGCACCAGCUCAGCAGUCCCCCUUGCUCACACAAGCCCGAUUUAGCUUCUCUAAUCUCUUGCCCUGAAUCUGUCGCUCCACCCCACUAAUGAUUUUCUCCUGCUCUUCUCCCAGGUUCCCUGAGUGUGUCAGUGCUCACUGUGGGGAGUGGGGAGAGCCUGUGUGGGGCUGGCCAGGCUGGUGCAGGCACUACCAGGGGCACACCAUCCCCACUAUCCCACGCUGACCCCCCCAUGCCCCACUGCACUGCCCCUCUCCUGCUGCAGGCUCUCCCUAAUGCCCCAAAUCCAUGGGUGCAGGUAGAGUGCAUUGACCCUUCUCACACCAGCACCAGGCCGGUCCAGGGGCUUCCCAGGUUCACCCAGGGAACCUCUAGAUCCUUCCAGACAGCCCCGACCCCUGCCAUAGCUCCAUUGCUCCUAGACUUGCUAAAGCCUUUAUCACCUCUCAGCUGCAUCUCCUGAAUUUUUUCCCUGUAAACUGGAUUAAAUCACCUCUUAAGAACCCGAGCUAAUCUCCUUUUAGAGCCCAGCCCUCGUUCACUGUGCCAGCACUGCCUGAUCUUCCCCACCCAGGCUGCCUCUCAUUUCAAGGUUGGAUGUGUCCAUCUUGGGUUCCCAGUGCAGAGCCUUGCUCCAUUCGCCUCCACCUGCACUCAGCAAUCAAACUGUCUUGGAGCCAUCCCUCUGUCCAGGAAACAGCCUGCACCUGCCUGGAUUUGGGGCAGGAAAGGGGGCAGAGGCUUCCUGUGUGCGGUGGCCCUGCACAAACCCUUCCUGGACGAGGAGUUACAGUAGGGGGAUGUUGGCAUAAUUUUUUCAGCUGAUGGUGCAUGGCAGUGGCAAUGGAGCCCACUGGGGACGGCUGUGCUGACAGUGUCCCUGGUGGCUCAGCAUCUCUGGCCGUUUAUCUCAGUGCCUAAUUUUAGUCCCGUAGUUUGCAGCACCGUGCCCGUGUUUAACGCCAGCUGCCCCAGAGUGGCUCCCACCUCUGCCCCCAUCCACCUGGGCAGGGGUCUGGUGUGGUGCCCACGUGUGCCAGAUUCCCAUCCCAGGGUCUGUCAGAGCGAGACGUCUGCUCCCGGUGAGCGGGGUGGUGAGUGCAGCUGUCCAGUCAGUCACCUCCACCCCUGCCCUCUCGCCUGCUGCUGGAGGGUUAUUUUUGCUGAGGAAUGUGCCAUCCCCUCGGAUUCUGGCAGCCUGCAGGGCUUGUGUUACAGGCAAGAGGCCGAAACCCAGGCCUGCAGUUGGGUAAAUAUAGCACCAAUAUUCGGGACUGCAUGAGGGGACGACAGCCUCUUCCUCCUUCCAGGGCUGCCCAUCACUCCCAUUGCUCUUCCUGCCUCCUGACACCAGGUUGCUGGAAGGGGCUGCUUCCACCCUGCUGCCUGCACUCUUGCCUGCUUUCCCCCACAGCAUGCAGCCCCUCACUCCCAGCUGGGGGGUGUGCCGGAGGUUGGCAGGCCAGGGAUGCAAUGCCUCGUGCCAGCCCGCUCCAUGCCCAGACACCCAGAGCCAAGGUCACAUUGCUGCUUUGCAUCCCUGCGUUCUGCGCCUGCAGUGAGCAUGGUGUGCUCAGGCAUCCUUCUUGUGGCAGCAAAGGGAGGCAAAGCUGGAGAGGGCACCGGGGUGUCCCAGCCCCUGGGAGAGGGGGGACAGCAUGGCACUGCUCCUCCACAGGCUCACAAGGAUUCUGUGGUGCUGCCCUGCCGGGUGACGAGGAACAUUCUGCUGCUGAAUUCAUUUUCCCUGGGGACAGAACUACGGAAGUUGCCCACCUACCCAGGCUCCCAGCACAUCCCCACCUCCCGCCGACCAUCCCCAGCAGCUCCAGGAGGUGCAAACGCAUGAAAGAUUCAUGGCCAGACCUCCUCCUACUCGCGACGCCGCAUGCACGCACCGCCAUCAAUUAUUCAAGCACUGAGACAAGGGGCUGCUGUCUGGGACCAGGGGCAGGGGCUGGUGCCAGGCCAGAGCCGUGGGAGCGGGUCAGGAUCUGUGCAGAGCAGCCGGGAGGCCAGCAAGGUGUGGAGGGCUGUGGUUCCCUGGAAGGGUGGAAUGAAUGCUGCAGUUUGAGCAAGUGUUUGCUGUCUGCUUUGCCUGGGGCCGAUGUGUGUCCGGCAGGCAAAGCUGGAGCUGGGUGGCGGUGGGGCCACCUGCUCCAGGUCUGCUUCUUGUCCAUGCCACAGCUGCACUGGCUGCCACUCUCUGCUAGGUCCCUGACCUGCAGAGGAGCAGGGCAUCAUCAGGGCUGCCCCUGGGCUAGGGCAGGGCAGAAGGGCAGCCCUAGCUGCAGGUGACCAUCACCUCCCGUAGGACACCUUCUGCAGUGACUUUUGGUGCCUGCAAUAGCCUCUUGGAGGUGACCCAGCUAUUCCCAGAGGUUCAGCAUCUUUGGGACAGCCCAGAGUCACUCCUGAAGCUUUUGCUGAGGGGUGGCUACAGAGUCACAGUUGCGGGGAAGAGCUGUGUGCCCAGCCAACCAGGAGCUGUGACAGUGGGCAGCAGAUGUAGGAUAGUUGCAGGAUACAGAACUGACUGUGUUUUGGCUGGACAAAGGUGGUCCUCCCUGAGGCUGUCCUUGUGGGUGCUUUGGUGACAGCACCCUCGCCACUGUGUGACACAUCAAAGCCUUGGUGCUUCUUCCCAGCACCCCUGAUGAGUAUUUUAAUCCCACUUGAGUGUGAAAAGAAUGCACAGGCUGUGUGUCUGCACAGGCAUGCACAGAUAGGGUGAGAGUACCUGGCAGGGAAGCCCGGGGUGCAGGUACCCUGGAACACAUGAGCCCCACAGUUCACCUCUUUUCCUAGCUCUGGCUCAAAGGUACCCAUUUCUGUCCCCACACAGGGCUGGCGGGGGGCAGCAGAGACCUCUGUCUCUGACAGGAGAUUCCCUUAAUGCCAGCUGUAGCAUUUGUAGGACUUGUCUGACGUGCAGGGUCUCCACGGAAACCCCGCAGCAUCACUCGAAUUGUGGGACUGACAGAAAUGUUGUAUAAACAGCUCCUUUUGUACUGGGUAAUUUGCAAGUUAUUAUGGAGCCAUGAAAAGCCUCACGUUUGGAGUCAUGAGCUGGGAGGGGAAGCAGAGAAAAGCUACCAGAGCUGCCAGGCACCGUGGGGAGCGUGAUGCCUGUGAGCAGCUCCUUGUGGAGCAGCUGGCUCCCCAGGGGACAGGUGAGCAGCGUGGGGACAAGCACUGGGUGGGGAGGCCUCCAGCAGCGUCCCCAUGGAUGCUCUGCGGUGGGAAGGGGCAGCUCAGACAGAUGGUGAGGCCAGGACCUUGGCAGCCUCUCCAAGGGCCUGGAAAGGGCGCUGAUGAAUGCUGCAGGGCUUGGUGGGUUGAUGAGGGAAGGUAUCGAGCUGUGGGGCACCAAGAGCUGUGAGGGGCAUGGCUUGCAAGACAGGACCUGCUGAGGCUGUGAGGCUGGGACUGCCCCUCUGGCUCAUUUGUAGCAUCAUGCAGAAAACUGGGACAGGCAGCAGGGCUCAGGAUGGUCAGCUGGAGAAGGUGUGCCAGGCUUCUGCCAGCAUCCCAGGGGCACUUAUAGGUCUUAAUGUCCCUGACCAGCCUCAAUGGGCACUCCCACCCACAGCUUCUGCCCACAUCCCAGGAGCCCCAUCACAGCUGGGUCCUGGCACAGAGUCCUGCUCUGAGCUGUGCUGUGGGCCCCCACCCCAGCAUGAAGGGAGGUCUCGUGUCUCAUGCCACAUGGACAGGGACAGCAGCCUGCCUUCCCAGGUCAAGCUAGUCUCCCCAUCAGCCAAAAAGCAGUGAUGCUACGACAGGGCUGAGCAGCCCAGCCCUGCAAACCCAUGUGGGUCCUGAGGCACCCGGGGGGCAGGGUACAAGGUUUCUCUUGGCAGCAGCACUGGGGCUGGAGGCUGUGUGGUUUGCCAGGGGAAUUGAUGUGAAGCACUGCGCCCAUAUUAGCUCCUGUCCAUGGACAGUCGUGCUGUGACCCACACCCAUGUCUUGGCAAGGGGAUCUUUCUGCAUUACCGAUGCCUGGGGGAUGUGGGGGACUGAGCAGAGGCUGGCAGAGUGAUGGUGAGCCUGUAUCUUGGCUGGGCAGUGCCGUGGCACACUGCAAACGUGCUGCUGGGUGCAGGCUUGUGGCAGCUGCGGCACUGAGUCCCCGUUUGAGAGCACUUUGGGGACAGCACACAGAGCACUGCUGUGUCGUGUUGUUUCUAUCCCAGCUGGUCUGCCUGUGGGGGCUGUAGUGGGGGGCUGUGUCCUCAGAGAGAAGUGCAGCCCCUGUCCUGGGCAGUGGGGCAGGAUGGACAGGGGACAGGGAACAGUGGUACAGCUGCACUGCCUGGCAGGGGGCUCGGACCCUCCCUGCCGUGUAGACAAAGCCAGAGGUGGAGAAACCACGUACCCGCCUCAGACACGCCCCCUCCCUCCCCUCUACGACGGUGGCCCUCGCCCCCCACCACCUGUGCCCUGCCUGUCCCCCACCGCUGUCACUGUGUGCCAGGGCUGGCGGGGAGGCGGAGGCGGAGGCAGGCGGGGGAAGGAUGGAGGGAGGAGCACUCCAGUGAUGCUUCAUGCUCACAGCUCCAGCCCUCCCGAGAGCCCAACCUGGCGAGCCCCUUCCUCUCCCUCCACCGUUCCCGGCUGCCGGCGGUGAAGGAUGCUCGCAGCAUCGCUUGCUGCCGCGACGUGCUGACAGCGGGGACCCCGCCGGGAGCGGGCUGCCGUCCUGCCGGGCCUGAGUCCGUGUCACCGGGCCAGCAGGGCUCUGCAGAAGCAUGAAGAAGAUCUGGGUGAAGAAGCGUUUCCAGAAGUCCGGCCACUCGCGGCGCUUCGGGCGCUUCACGCAUGUUUUCCGCUCCUGCAGGAAACAAAGCUACGACUCGGAGACAGGUGAGGAUGAAUCCAGCGACCCCCAGGUGACACAGCGCAGUGAUCUCCAGGAUGAGACAGCCUUCAGCACCCCCACGGGUGGGUCUGACACCCUCGUGGACGCCUCCAUGAACACCACGCCGACCUCGGUGCUGGCCCUGUCACAGGCAGAGGAGCGCUCCAGCUGGUCAGGCAGCCAGCAGACCGUGGUGGAGAAGGAGACGGAUGCCAGCCUCUCUGCACGGGGACCCUACCUCCGUCCCGCUGCCUGGCCGCAGCCGCAGGGAACCCCAAGGCAAGCAAACACGCCGGCCCCACGUGGCGCCGAGAUCCGGCACCUGGGCGUGGAGCCGCUGGUGCGGGCAUCGCGGGCUAAUCUGGUGGGCACGAGCUGGGGGUCAGAGGAUAGCCUUUCGGUGGCCAGCGACCCGUACGGCAGCGCCUUCAGCCUGUACCGAGGACGGGCGCUCUCGCUCCACGUCAGCAUCCCCCAGGGAGGCUACCGGAGAGAUGACCUCCACAGAGGCCCUGUCUCUCCAAAGCCUGGUGCAGAGCCCCCAAGAUCCCCCGCUGCUCUGCCACUGACUGCCAAGCCACCCAUCGUCCGCUCACCAUCUCCUCGUGCUGGCACGUGUCUGCAGCCGCCCGCUGGCAUCGUAUCCCAGCCUGCUGCCCGUGGCCCUGGCGUCCCCUCCUUCACACCCGUGACCCCUCGCAAGAAGUCCUCAGUGCCGGUAGAGUACCAGGACAUCGUUCCUGAGGAGUACGAGGAGAAGAUCAAGAAACCCAAGUCCUCUGGGUACUCACAGGGUAGCACACAGGAGUCCCGUCCGCAGACACCCAUGAGUGACACCUCCGGCCGCAUCUCCGUCCGGGCAUCCCCCAAGCUGGUGCGUGCUGGCUCCAGGAUCUUUGAGAGGCUGCAGUACUUUGAGGAGCGGCAGAGGAGCCUGGAGCAGGACAGUCCCUUUCCCGCACGCUCCAACCUGCCGCUGCGCAAGACGCGCUCCUUCGACCAGCCUGGCACGGGCGCGCGCCGUGCCAGCACUCCAGGCGGCUCGCGGGAGGACCUGCGGGAAGGCGGCCACUGGGAGCCGGGCAGCACGGCAGCGUGCCGGCGUUUGGCCUUCCGGCAGAAAGCCGCAUCCUUUGACGAGCGGGGCAAGUUCGCCAACCGCGUCUAUGCCAUCGAGCACAAAUUUGCGGAGGAGCUGACCCGCAUCAAGCGGACGGUCUCCAAGCAGCAGCUGCGGCGCUCCCAGGAGCUGUGCAAAGCCGGGUCGCCCCCGGCACCCUCACCUCCAGCGACCAGCGAGCCCCCCGCUACCCGCGCCCCCCGCACCUCUUCCUCUCAGGGCGCUGGUGGACGCAAGGCACUGCCAGCCAAGACCUGCCCGCCAGCAGAGAGCACACACGUCAUCCAGCACCUGGCACUUUCCAGCGUGGUGUUGGUGGGACCCGAUGGGGAGCCACUGCCAGGGGGGCAGCGUGGGAAGAGAGCCCCGGUGGGGGGGGGUGGUGGACAGCUCAGCUCAGUGGAGGAUGCAGGUGCCAGGAAGAGUCUGCAGCAAGAAGGCGUCGGGGAAGUGAAGAAGAAGGAGCAGUGGCCAUUGGCACAAGCCAGCCCACAGGGAAGGGUGGCCCUCUCGCAUGCGGGUCCCGCCGAAGGCAGUGUGUACCCAGAUGGAGGCCCUGCCCGUGGCCCCGGGGCCCUGAGCGAGGCUCUGGCUGCCCGACUGGCUGUGCCCCACGGACUGUACCGGCGGCCAGAGACGCCCACAGAAGUGCGGUUCCUGCCUUGGGCAAAGCCGGGGAUGGAGCAGGAAGCUCGUCUGGAACGAAGCUGGGCAGGACAGCAUGGUGUGGGCAGGGAGGUGGAGAGAAGGCAGAUGAAAGUGUCAGAGAAGAAAGAGAGUGGCCGGAUGGCUCAAGAAGGCAGGAGCACACGGAGCAAGGGGAAGGGACGCCGAGCCAGGCCCACUUCUCCAGAGCUAGAGUCCUCAGAUGACUCCUAUGUCUCAGCGGGUGAAGACCCCCUGGAAGCCCCCAUCUUUGAGAUCCCCAUCCAGGACAUGGCCGUUGUCGUGGGGGCAGAGGUGCUGCUCAAGUGCAUUGUCACGGCCAACCCCCAGCCAGAAGUGUCGUGGAGGAAGGACGGGGUCCCGCUGCGGAGCAGCACGACGCGCCCCAUCAAGGCGGAGGGCGAGCGCCACACGCUGCUGGUGCGUAGUGCCCGGGUGGCCGACGCCGGGCUGUACACUGUCACCGCGGCCAACGAGGUGGGGGCCACCUGCUGCAGUGCCAUCCUCAGCGUGCGGCCCGCACCCGCUGUGGAGCGGCAUGGGAACUUGCCCCCCACCGUUGGCCAGGCCAGCCCCAUCACAUCGGACGAGGAGUACCUGAGCCCAUUGGAAGAGUUCCCCGAGUCUGGCACCCCCCAGCACCGACCGGCCAUGAAGCUGCAGCCAAGAGCAGAGCAUGGGGCUGCCCGUGGCUCCCCUGAGACCACCUUCAAGGCUUCUCCCAGCUUUGAGGUAUCCUUGUCGGACCAGUCAGUGCUGGAGGGGCAGGAUGUUAGCAUGAGCGUUCGUGUCCGUGGGGAGCCCAAGCCCAUCAUUUACUGGCUGAGAAACAGGCAGCCGGUGAAGUAUGGCCGCCGGCACCACGCGGAGGAAGCAGAGGGAGUGCGGGGGCUCUUCACGCUGCACAUCCUGGCGGCGGAGCACACUGACACCGGCUUCUACACCUGCAAGGCCGUCAAUGAGUAUGGCACCAAGCAGUGCGAGGCCAAGCUGGAAGUCAGAGCUCGCCCCGAGUGCCAGUCCCUGGCCAUCGUGGUUCCCCUGCAGGACUUGGUGGUCGGGGCGGGGGAGCUGGCGGUCUUUGAGUGCAUGGUGGCCGGCCCGCCAGACAUGGACGUAGAUUGGCUGUCCCGGGGCCGGCUGCUCCAGCCUGCACUGCUCAAAUGCAAGAUGCAUUUUGAUGGGCGCAAGUGCAAGCUGCUGCUCACCUCUGUGCAUGAAGAUGACAGCGGAAUCUACACCUGCAAGCUCAGCACUGCCAAAGAUGAGCUGACCUGCAGUGCCCGACUGACGGUGCAGCCCUCUGUGCAGCCACUCUUCACCCGCAAGCUGGAGGAUGUGGACGUGGUGGAAGGGCGGACAGCGCGUUUUGUCUGCAUGAUCAGUGGGACUCCCCCUCCGACGGUUACCUGGACUCACUUUGGCCUGCCAGUGCAGGAGGGGGAGAACGUGCGGAUUCAGCAGGAUGGAGGGCUGCACUCACUGGUCAUUGUGCAUGUGGGCAGUGAAGAUGAAGGGCAGUACAAGGCAACCGCCAGGAACAUCCACGGCCAUGUGGAGUGCUCUGCCGAGCUCUAUGUGGAGGAGCCACGGCCAUCUGCAGCCUCCCAGAUCUCUAAGCUGGAGAAGAUGCCAUCCAUCCCGGAGGAGCCAGAGCAGGUGGAGACAGAGGCAGAGUGCUUCACCAUGCCUGAUUUCCUGAAGCCACUGCACAACCUGGAUGUGGUGGAGUCGAAGGAGGCUGUGCUGGAGUGCCAGGUGGCCGGGAUGCCCUACCCCUCCAUCACCUGGUACCACAAUGGCUCCCGAAUUGACAGCACUGAUGACCGCAAGAUGAUGCAAUAUAAAGACAUCCAUCGUCUGGUAUUCACAUCUGUGAGCCAUGCACAUGCUGGUGUCUACAAAAGUGUCAUUGCCAACAAAGUGGGGAAGGCCACGUGCUAUGCACACCUCUAUGUCACUGGUAAGCAGCAGCAGACACCACUUGGGAUGUGUGGCCACUCACAGCCACUCUGCCAGGCUGUGACCCAGGAUUGUCGUGACGUCCUAGGGGAAUAGGAUGACAGGGCAGUU